UCUCUUCUGUUUGCAGCGAUACUUAAAAAAAAAUGGAUGUUUCCGAAUUCACGAAGAAAAAUUGGGUCGACUGGAAGUACUUAUCUGACGUUCCGGAUGAAUGCAAAUCGAAAGAUGUGAUGCUCGGUGUUGAUGAGGCCGGAAGAGGGCCUGUUCUUGGUCCUAUGGUGUAUGGGAUUGCGUAUUGCCCAGUAGAUAAGGAUGAGGAGCUGAAAUCACUGGACGUCGCUGACUCGAAAACACUGAAGCUCGAAGAGCGAGAAGCAAUCUUCGAACGUAUCAAUGCUUCUAGUUUCGUCGGUUGGGGUAUUCAUAUUCUUUCGCCGAUUACUAUAAGUAACGCAAUGCUGUCCAGAUCGAAGUGCAACUUGAACACACUGUCUCAUGAUGCUGCGAUAGGACUAAUUCAGGCUGCUCUUGACGCUGGCGUAAGAGUGAAGCAGGUGUUCGUCGAUACUGUUGGGCCUCCAGAAAAAUAUCAAGAAAAAUUGUCCAAGUUAUUUCCCGGAAUACAAGUGCAAGUUUCCAAGAAAGCUGACAGCUUGUUCCCGACUGUUAGCGCUGCUAGUAUUUGUGCUAAGGUUGCCAGAGAUAUCGCGUUGAAAGACUGGCAGUUCAGCGAAAAAGGAACAGAUUGGCAGAAAGUGGAAUACGGCAGUGGGUAUCCCGGAGAUCCGAAAACGAAACAAUUCCUGAGGGACCACAUGGACCCUACAUUUGGAUUUCCGACGCUGGUUCGUUUUGCUUGGUCCACAGCGUCUGAUUUGCUGGAGAAGGAAGCCGUGCUAUUCACGUGGGACGAAACUGAGGAAGAAGCUGCGAAGUCGAAGAAACGAAAUAAGCGUUCGAUUUCCGACAUGUUUGGAACAACGUCGCCGAAGAGAAACUUAGCAAGGCAUGCAUUUUUCACUUCACGUAAUGUUCUGCAUGUUUCUGACUUCUGAACGGGAAUGAAAUUCUCUUUAACAAGAUCCUCUUUCGCUUGUUCGUCGGGUCUUCCAUUUUUACAGUGUUUUCAAUUUUUCAUUCUGCUUUGGUGGAUGAACCAACGAAUACUUUUUAUAGA
Notodromas monacha is the source of this 1066-nucleotide messenger RNA. The record is from the annotation of a GenBank genome assembly. NCBI's taxonomy places the organism in Eukaryota, Metazoa, Arthropoda, Ostracoda, Podocopida, Cyprididae.